Phaeoacremonium minimum UCRPA7 is the source of this 1458-nucleotide messenger RNA. Its product is annotated as putative enoyl- hydratase isomerase protein. The coding region runs from base 1 to 1458 and encodes 485 amino acids. The record is from RefSeq and is a predicted model, not a curated record. Lineage: Eukaryota; Fungi; Ascomycota; Sordariomycetes; Togniniales; Togniniaceae. The transcript has 5 exons.
AUGGACAAGAUCCUUAACGCAUUCACCAAGGACGAUGACCGCGAUGAGCGUCGCGGCGAGAGACAGGCUAAUUCGAGUGUCUGGCUGUCAGAUCAGCAGUACCCGGCGGGCGGCAAUGUCACCCAUGGCGGCAGCUACCCAGCCGGCGGCGGCUACAAAUACGACGAUGACGAUGACCUGAGAGGUGCCGCCGAGACUGCGUCCCGCCAUGCCGGCGACUCUGGCGAUACCGACCUCUUCUCGGGCAUUCUGGGUGCACUGGGACAGAAGAAGCAACGCCUCGCGGACGAGGACCUCGAUGAGCAGCAGGCCGUCAAGAGCCACAAGAAGUUCUUUGGCGAUGGCGACGAUGACGACGACGCCGACGACCGCAGCAUGGGCUCUGCCGCUGCCAUGCAGGCCCUGAAGAUGUUCUCCGGCGGCCAGUCGGGCGGCAACCAGAGCCAGAGCGCCUUCAUCGGGCUGGCCAUGUCCGAAGCCAGCAAGCUGUUCGACCAGAAGUCUUCUCAGGGCAAGGUCGCGUCCGGCUCCAGCAAGGAAUCGGCCAUCAUGCAGGCGGGUGAGAUGGCUUUGAAGAUGUAUCUGAAGAGUGGAGGCAGUCAGUCCAGCGGUGGUGGUGUCGGUGGCUUGCUGAGCAUGGCUUCCAAGUUCAUACCAAAGGCCAAAAAUGCCUUCACAGGACCAAUGGUCUCCUCGCUAGAGAAGGCGUUCAAUCUCCUCUCCGCAGACCCGCGGGUUCGGUGCGUCAUCCUCACCGGCUCCGACCCGCAAAACCGGACCUUCUGCGCCGGCAUGGACCUGUCCCAGGGCUUUGGCACGGACGGCGACCCGGACGCGACCCGAGACCAGCACCGAGACGGCGGCGGUCGCGUGUCUCUGGCCAUCUACAACUGCAACAAGCCCGUCAUCGCCGCCAUCAACGGGUCCGCCGUCGGCGUCGGCGUGACGAUGACGCUGCCGGCCUCGAUCCGCGUCGUGUCAAAGCAGGCCAAGAUCGGGCUCGUCUUUGCGCGCCGCGGCAUCGUCAUGGAGGCGUGCAGCAGCUUCUUCCUGCCGCGGCUGAUCGGGCUAAGCAAGGCGCUGCACCUCGUCACCGUCGGCGGCGUCUAUCCAGCGGAGCACCCGCUGCUGCGAGACCUGUUCACCGAGGUCGUGGGGCCGGACCGGGUGCUGCCGCGGGCGCUGGAGCUGGCCGAGGAGGUGAGCGCGAAUUGCAGCGCGGUCAGCACGGUCGUCAUGAAGAACAUGAUGUACCGCGGCCCGGAGACGCCUGAGAAGACGCACUUGCUGGAGAGCAAGAUCUUGUAUGAUAUGUUUAGGGGCAAGGAUUGCAAGGAGGGCACGGACAGCUUCAUGGAAAAGCGGCCAGUGAACUUUAAGGGGUCUAUGGAGGACGAUGCACCCACAGUCUACCCAUGGUGGAUAGAUGAUUUGAGAACGAAAGGAUCAAAAUUGUAG